AACAGCUUUGCCACCACCUCUCCCGAUACUCUUCAGCGCUGCACUUGGAGACCAUACAGGCCGGCAGGGAGAGAAAAUGCCAACGGGAGGAUGAGAUUGUAGGCCUUGUAUGUACAAACCCUCAAAUGUCUACCGUUUUUUCGACGCGUCGAUGAUCUCCUCGAUGAUUGCAGCGUUAUGACUGCGGUCGACUCCCGUUCGUGUGUUUUAUCCGCCGCUGUCUCUAGCCUCGGGAAAAUGUACCCGACUGUUCUUGAUCUAAUUUUUUUCACAAACAAAAGAAGACACCCGAAAAAGCACUAAAAGAGCACGACAGAAGGAUCGGUCCAGUUGCCCCCACCUAAUGGAGAAAGUUGGCAAGGUGUGGAGCAACCUGAAGAGGGGAUGUCAAUCUCUGCUUCACCCAGAAGGUGGAUCCUGUGUUGAAGGGCCACAACAGCUUGAAACCCACACAGACACGUUAUGCCACAGUGUGAACAGGGCUCAGGUAGAAAACAUCUUUGAGGCGGCUGGUACAUCUAGCAGUGAGGCAGCCCUCCCUCUAGUAUCAUGGAGGACCAGUGGAGGUGUGUCACGACGGGGCCAUAACUGUGUAGCGGAUGUACCCCAGAUACUAGAGAUAACAGUUGAGCAGGACACUGAAGAUACACGUGCUCCCCUGGGAGCUCGCAGAGAUUCUUAUUCACGCCAUGCACCUUGGAGUGGAAAAAAGAGACACUCGUGCUCCACGAAGGCUCAGAGUUCUCUGGAGACCACGGAAAGGCGAUCAGGCCGCUCUCUGCGUAGACACGGGACUGGUAGCAGCCGGGAGGACAUAGAACCAGGAACAUUACGUUCACUACGUCAACAGAUCCAUGAUACAGUGGGUCUGUGCCUCCCGUUGCGCUCAUCCUAUCGAAGCAACAACCUUCCACAUCCCAAACGAAAAAUCCAAAUUACAGAGCUAAUGCUGGAGACGUGCCCCUUCGCACCGGGAUCAGACCUGGCUCGAAAAUGGCAUCUUAUAAAACAGCACACAACACCGGUCAACGUGAUGCAGGUGGAUCCAUCAUCGGACGCCUGCGGUGCUACCUGCACAUCACCAGAGGAUGAAGAGGAACGCUUGCGAGAAAGGCGGAGGCUCAGCAUUGAGGAGGGUGUGGAACCACCUCCCGAUGCCCAUAUCCACACUGUGGAUGCCACCACACCCCCCUUAGCUUCUCUUUAUAAGCUAGGACCCAAGCUGCCACCUGGAAUGGGUGAGUCCUUAAGUGGGGGGUCAACUGCAGUUAACUGUGACUCUGAGGACGAUGACACCACCACACUUUGCUUGCAAGCUCGCAGGCCAAAGCAGCGUCACUCUUCGGUGGAAGGCCAUCUGGGCGGCAAGCAGACAGGUCCUUGGAAAAUACACACCCAGAUCGACUACAUCCACUGCCUGGUUCCAGAUCAGCAGCAAAUCACGGCACUGCCCUGCUACUGGGGCGUGAUGGACCGCUAUGAGGCCGAAGCGCUACUGGACGGUCGGCCAGAGGGCACCUUUCUGCUUCGGGACUCUGCACAAGACGACUACCUUUUCUCCGUUAGCUUCCGCCGCUAUGGCCGGUCUCUACACGCACGCAUCGAACAGUGGAACCACAACUUCAGCUUCGACGCGCAUGACCCUUGCGUAUUUCACGCCGCCACCAUCACGGCACUAUUGGAGCACUACAAGGACCCUAGCGCUUGCAUGUUCUUUGAGCCACUGCUCACGGUGCCUCUGAGUCGGACCUUCCCUUUCGCCCUUCAAAGCUUGGCACGAGGCACCAUUUGCCACGGGAUCACCUACGACGGCAUUGGGGCGCUGUCUCUGCCUCCUGCCCUUCAGGACUACCUCAGGGAGUAUCACUAUAAGCAGAGGGUGCGUGUACGCUGGCUUGAGAGGGAGCCAAUCAAGGCCAAGUAAGGCAGGCUCCUCAAGUCCAACAGGAAUUGUCCUUUCAGCACUUUGCCUGGAUAGAGGAAUUACACGUUUUUUGGGACUGGACGGGCUUUGAUGUUUUGGGAAGAUGGGACCUGAAAUUGAACACUAUAUAUAAGCUUUUAACGUUUUUUAUCACUCUAACAAACAAGAGAAUACGUAUAUAGGUUAAAGUGGCUCUCCAGUGUGCACAUUUCACUACAGCUUUUGGACUAGACAGAAGAAACCGAGAUCUUAGUUUUGUUUUACCUUCUCUCUUAGUUCUCAAAGGCUUGUUUAAAGUGGAGCUGCACUUCUACAGAAUACUUUCAUGCCCUUCUUUCAUAGCUUGGCUGUGUGGUAACUUCAUCACAUACUUUAAGUCAAACACUUUCCUGUCUACCCCUUGAUUCUCUUGUAAUAUUGCUGGCAAAAUUGGAAGGGGAGGCGAAAUGGCAAUCUUCAAAUAUUUUCAUCAUCCUUAGCUUUCAUGGCGCUCUGUCAGUGGUUCCCAUGGUAACGUUCUGUGCUCAUUCCGUGGCUAAAGGCGGCAGUCUGCAGCAGGAAAUAAAAAAAGAGAUCUACGAAAGAUAGAUUGGAUCUUUGUGUCCAGAUGGCUUCAAAAUGCAGUGCAGUUGAGAGAAGGGCUCUGUAUUCGGCUUCUUUUACACGUCCAGGAAGUGACAAGGAUGACGAUGCACAAAACAUCACGUGACAUCAGAGCACUUGGAUUAAAAAAACGUUACCCACAUGAUGAGUUCUGUUUCUUUCAGUGAGUUUUUCUAAAUGUUUAUUCCAACCACUAAUUGCACAGGGGGUGACUAACUCUAUAUAGUCGUUUUUGUAUUGUUGUGAAUGGUCUGUCAGUGCCCUGAAAGCUGGGCGCUGGUGAAGAGCACUUUAACUUUAGCUGUGCUUGUGUUAGUGGGAGCAGCAAAGGGCAAUACAAGAACCCGCUACACUGGGACCAUUGUUGUUAGGUAUGAACACCCUUUUUCUAGGAAAACACUCACUUUGUCUAAUCCACAUUUGUCUGUUGAGGACAGAGUACGUUAUGAGGUGACCCAUCAGUGUCAUAGAGUCAGAAUCAGGAGGGCUUGUUGUUACGGCCUUCGUGAUUUUGGGAUAAUUUUAGUAAUUAUUUAAUGAUUAUGAGUACGUUUGAGUACGAUACGCUUAUUCAUUUAACACUUUUCCCCAAAGUACCUUACAAAGGAGGUAGGGAUUUUCAGGGUUUACCUAGAAUAAUCUUUAUAAUUACAUUAAAGGCCUCUUAUAGCCAAACCAGCUUCUUGAUCAGGAAAACAGAAUAAGUCAGAGCCAGCUCUUAAAAAUCUUGAACUAAAUCAAAUGCUAUAGAAAUGUGUUUUUGAUUAAUAUAAGGUGGAUAUAAAGACCAUAUGAAUAUUGUUUUACUUUUGGUUCAGUCCCAACAUCUACAUCAACAGAAAUCCAAUGACUUAAAGAUAGCUCACCCAAAAAUGAAAAUUCAUUCUUAUUUAGUCAACCCUAUGUCAUUUCAAACCUGGUGGCCAAAUAACACUGUACUCUGUUGAUUUCCAUUGCAUGGACACAAAACCACGGAGACAUUUCUCAAAAUAUAUAUUUUAGUGUUGUUUAGAAAAAAAGAUUCACAUACAGGACUUGAACCACCUGAGGAUACAUAAAUGAUAAUUUUCAAUUUUGGGUGAACUGUCCCUUUAAGCAAUGUGCCUUCGUGCAUCUAAACCUUUUAGCUUAUAUGGUGUGCUAAGUGGAUGUUACUAUCAAUUUUCCAAUUGGAAAGACAUCUUAGUCCAAUGACUCUGCUUGCACCAAACAGCAGAGAAUUUUCUUUAUGGGCGUGGUGAAUGAUGCAUUGAUGGUACUAGGGCUAUGGCUUUUUAAUCUCAAACAUUUCUGACUUGUUUUCAUUUGAUGAGACCGAUCAGGUAGAGCUGCCAAAUGCUAUCCUAAGGCUAAGCUCAGCCACGCAACACAAACAGCAUGGCACAGUGCAAGCUUUGUGUGCUUAUGUGUAGGUUGCAGUGCCCUCGUCCUCCCUGUCUCGAACCGUUUGAGAUUGAGAAAAGUUCCGUUUCAUUUGCUCCUCCCAGACUGCAGUAAUUUAUCCUGUUGCAUUUAAAAUCGUCUUCCUGUACAUUAUCCCAUCGAGUCUUUUGUUUUCCUUUGCACAAGAGGGGAUUUCAGGGUCUCCAUAGGUACAUUCAGAGACAUCACUUGAAAUUAGUGCAAUUUAGAGGCUCGGCUGGGAAGGUGUCAGUGUAGCAAGUUCCUGUCAUCAGAUGCUUUAAAAUCUGAAGGGGUCAGAUGUCCUGCUUACUGUUCACCUGUAAGGUGUGUCAUGCUUGUCUUGGUUCGGACACUCCUCAGUGCACUAAUCCAUUAAACUUGAUGUGUACCUGUUUUCAUCAGGGAUUGAACUUAGUCAGAUGAGGAUGGAGAAGAUCUUGGUGUCGUCUUCUCUAGUUUCCCUCUAGUUUUAAAUAAUUGACUAAAAUAUAUCUUUCCUCUCUCUCUCUCUCUCUCUCUCUCUCUCUCUCUCUCUCUCUCUCUCUAUAUAUAUAUAUAUAUAUAUAUAUAUAUAUAUAUAUAUGUAUAUGUAUAUGUGCGCCUGUGUGUAUAUAUAUAUAUAUAGAUACAGAUUUUAAAAUGAAAUAUUUUUCGUAUUAGAAGGAAAUGCAAUAAUGUUCUUGGGCUUAGUUGUGAAAACCACAUGUGAAAAAUAUCUGAGGUCUCCUUUGAAAUUCUCAGGGGAGUGUCAUUCACAUCGUAAUAUAUAUGAUCUGGUGCAAUGUGUCAACGUGUUUGAGAGGAACUAUAAAAUAAUGUGACCAAAGGUUCUAGUUUUUAUUGUCACUGAGGGAGAAAAUGAAUGAAAAUGUCAUUGCGUUCAGUAACCAUCCUUUUGAAAUUAUUGCAAAAAUGUUAGAAAAUCGAGCAUUUCUAAAGAAUACGGGUCUAGUUUUAGACCUAAUAGGUGCUAAUUGGCUCACUCUAUUGAUUUUUUUCAUUGGAUUUUAAAAGUGCCUUUUCUUAAUACAAUACAGUCUGGCAAAGUUGUUGUUGAAAAUGCACCAAAAUUAGUAUUUAGUUGUGUAAUAUCAUCAAAAUGAAUAAAUGUACACAAAACUUUUAAUCCCCCAUAUUUAAAUUGCUAAAUUAAUAAAACCAUAUUUAUUUGAGCUCCUAACAGAACAAUAUAGUUAAAUGUGUCCAAUGUAUAAACCAUAUGAUUGACUUAAAUAAUUGCACAGUUAGAGAUAAUUUGCAUGGAUGAAAGCUAUGUGACAGACUAUAAAGAAGGUUCUAGGAUGUAUGUGAUACUAAAGCUUUAGAUUGGCAGUAUGUGGUCUCAAAUGAUGUAUGGCUGUCAAUAGUCUUUAUAGAGUAGAUGGAAUUCAAGACAUUCUACUAAGAUGUAACAAUACCAUGUCAAAAAAAAUAAGAGAAUGUUGCAAGCAUUUUUCUGCACAUUUCCAACAAGUACAGUGUUUUCUGUUCAAUGUUUUUUUCAAAAUAAUAAAAGUCUCUCACGUGAAGCAUCAAAAGUCUGUCACCUUAAGGCUCUAUAUUAUGCACAUUUGUUUUAAAUAAAGGGGCUGAAGGGGUGGGCUAGAACUGUGUGUCAUGACGACCCUACUUGAUAAUGACUGGACUAAAGACUCUUGCACCACCCAUGACCUGCCUUUGUUUUUCUGAUUGGACACUUGGGACUUAGCCCUCAAAUACUAUCUGCAUCAUACACCAUGGGUUCUCUGGAGUGACGUGGAUAUCACUGUCUCUGGCCAUCUUAUGUAUUUCAUUUUUUUACUUUUUUUUUACACGGCCCAAGAUUUGUACUGUACAAUGAAAUUUUUGGCACCUCUUUUCCCCUCUCUGUUAUCUUAUCCUCAUGGAUUCUCUUUUAUGUACAGUUAUUGAUCCCAACCCCCAGGCUGUUACUGAGUUGUUCAGUUGUAUUAUUUUGUUUGACUAUUGGUUGCAGUUUGCUGUAUUUGGGGGGCAGAGGGUCGUGGGUCCGCGUGCCCCUCUUUCACCAGUAGCUGUCACUCUUGGUGCUCUUGGCUAAUGCUUCAUUGUCUUAAUAUUCAAAAAUAAAAGUGUUGUAUGUGUA
Molecule: messenger RNA, 6035 nt
Organism: Triplophysa dalaica
Lineage: Eukaryota; Metazoa; Chordata; Actinopteri; Cypriniformes; Nemacheilidae
Gene: socs5a
Product: suppressor of cytokine signaling 5a
Exons: 2
Coding region: 344-1924 (526 amino acids)
Biological process (GO): phosphatidylinositol phosphate biosynthetic process; intracellular signal transduction
Cellular component (GO): phosphatidylinositol 3-kinase complex
Molecular function (GO): 1-phosphatidylinositol-3-kinase regulator activity
Source: RefSeq, a predicted model, not a curated record